GUCAGCCCAGGAAGGCAAGGGAGGCCACAGCAGCUGGGAUGGGAGGCUUCUCCUCUUCCUGCGGCUGCUGGGAUUUCUCAUAAGAACCACCAAAACCUAAACCAUCCUUUUCCAGGAUGCUGCUCUGUUCUCACCUCACCAGCUGCCUUUUCCGUCUUCUCUGGGGAAGAAGCUGAGCCCUCCGCUGCUGCGUUCCCAGAAAAGGAGCUCUGCCACACUUUGCGUUGGCUCUCUACUGUCCAGUGCCAGGCUUCAGGCUUCACCUUGACCUUGCCCUGCUCCCCAAAGUCUCACCUGCUUCUGGGACACACAAGAGGAGCUUCUUCCUCAUGAAGAUGGCUGAGAACACUUUCCUGGCUCCAGCGCUGCUGUGGCUGAUGGUAGUGAUAGUCCCGGGAGCCGAAGGAGCAGAGCGACCCCCGGAGGCUCCCCCCGCGGACCCCCGGGCUCUGCUGCUGCUGCUGCCGGUUCCGAGGAAGAGGCCAGAGGGGCCCCGGGGGUCUCCCACGCAGCAAGGGGGCUUCCAAGCCAUGGAGCAGGAGGAGGAGAAGGCCUCGGAGACCCUCCGGGAGCGACCCUCGGAGCCGGGACCCCUGGGGGGAGCCCGAGGCAUUUCGGGGGUCCUGGAGAAGUCUUUCCAGAUCUCUGCCUCUGCGCUGGUGUUUGCUGCCUUCUGCGGAUGGGGGGUGAUGAUGCCUUUCUGCCAGCCACAGAAACUUCAGAUCAGAGGGAAGGCAUGGAAGUGGCUCAGCCUCUAUGCAAAUGGAUUGGCAUGCUUGGCUUCCGCUCUGGCUCUGGUGGCCCUCGCCCUUUGGAGCUAUGACCAAGGAUUCCCAGCCAUCUUCAUCUUCCCCACCAUCCUCCUCCUCCAUGUGAUCCUGGUCACGGCGCUGGUGGUAGUGACCAUCAUCUUCCGGCUGGACGUGCUUCAUCAGGUCACUGACCGGGCAGCGCAGCGCAUGUUGGACCUCACCACCCCUGGAGGGGCGAUUGUUGUUGCUGUGAUAUCUAGCCUCCUCAUCAAGUGCAUUAGACGGCUGCAAGAGGAAGAACAUGCUGAACCUGUUGACUUAACAGCUGUUGUUGCUGGAGCAGCCGCAAUGUGCCUCCUCCCAGCAGUCAUUAUUGUCGUGGUCCACUGCAUGGAUAUGCAGAAGCGGGCUGAAGAGGAACGGAUCUCCAGAAGGAAAAAGUGGAAUGAGGAUAUCCAGCAAGGAAGGGUUAGUCUCAUGGCCCUCUCUGGCUCAUCUCUGGUCCAAGGGGAGCCUGCCGGUCACUGACCACCCGGACAAAGCCAGAAGAACGCAUCCCCAUCACACUGGACCUUCCGCUGCAAAGACUUUUCCCUCAAAAGCUCUUGACCCAUCACUUUCGGCUGUGUGUUUGGAAACUGCUCCAGAGCCAAUAAAGAUAGUCCCCUGUGUC
Molecule: messenger RNA, 1425 nt
Organism: Sceloporus undulatus (fence lizard)
Lineage: Eukaryota; Metazoa; Chordata; Lepidosauria; Squamata; Phrynosomatidae
Exons: 10
Coding region: 330-1280 (316 amino acids)
Source: RefSeq, a predicted model, not a curated record